UAGUCUGGAGGGGGAAAAGGCGAUAGGAAAUCCGCAGCUUUCUUGCCAUUUUGAGAGAAAACUGUCAUCCUUGCAUAUUGGGAUUUAUGCUGUUUUAACUGAAAAAUAAGAAUCUUGACCUGAUUGUUGUUCUUUCGGGAUUUGUGGAGAACCUUUUCAGCAGGGAAGGCAUCUGUGGCACAGUCUGAUGAUAACGUCAACAACAGAAGCAGGAAGUACUGACUUGAACCUGGAUGCCAAAAAACCACAGCCAUGUGCUCCAUGAACAAUCCAAACUGGGUGACCUUCGAGGAUGAGGGUACUAUAUCUACGACCCCUUCUUUGGCCUCCUUGAAGAUCCCAGGGAGUGGGACAAAGUUGGCCUCAACACCCCUGAAGUCACCAGGGGCAAAGACAGGGUCACUCCCUUCCUAUGCCUCUACAGCCCUGAAGACACCCCCAGGUAGUGUGACAAUGACAGGGUUAAAAACAGUCCCCCGUCUCAAUGGCCUAAAGCUGGUACUCCCCCCAGUGGGAGAUCCAUCCUGGAGCUUCAGCAGUUCCCUUGAAUUCAGCUCCCCUCCAAUGCACUUUAACAUCAAUGGAAGUUCCUGUGUGCCCUGCAACACUCCUCUCUGCACUCCGGUGAGGGAGGCUCCUCCUAGCGGUGCAUUACCUUUCCAUUGCAGGUGCUGGGAUCAGCACGACUUCUUCCGUAGUUUCUCCAGUUCAUCCUCUGCCUCUGCCACCAUACCUUCUUCUUCUUCUCCUCCCCCAGGCCUAGACCAGGCCACCCCCACUGGCACCACCCCACAUCCCCAGAGUGACAUCUCUGUCUCCGAUGGCCCCGGUCCCUUCCCUUCCUUCCAGGGGGACCCGGGACAUUUCAACCAGUUCUGGGAGGGGGCUGGUGGGCAUAGCAUGGACUCUGGGAGCUCCUCUUCUGACUCUGAGUCUGGAGGUUCUAGUCUGCCUCGCUUCUUCAUCAAGCCGAAUGACGGCAACGAGCGUCCUCGACCAGACGACUUCCAGAGCUCCUACUCCUACAUCUGCCACAAACUGGAGGGCCUGCGGGCUGAGGAAGACCAUGAUACAGAGGAAGGAGUAGUGGUGGAUAGAGGGGAGAGGAGAGGAGUGAGAGACAGGGAGGACGUCAGGGAGGGACCAUCGGCAGCCUUCGUCUCUCACAGUCUGUUCCGUAGCGAGAAGAGAGACGGCUGGUCUUUAAUGCUGAGGAUCCCGGAGAAGAAAAACCGAAUGUCGUCCCGACAGUGGGGCCCCAUUUACCUGCGUCUGCUGUCUGGAGGGGUGCUCCAGAUGUACUAUGAGAAAGGACUGGAGAAGCCCUUCAAAGAGUUCCAGCUGCAGCCUCACUGCAGGUUGUCAGAUCUCAAGCUGGAGAGCAACGGAGAGCCUCGCAAGAUCCAGACAGUGAAGGUGGAAUACGUGUCUUACACAGAGAAGAAGCGCUACCACCCUAAGCUGGAGGUGUCCCACGAGGCCGAGGUGGAGCAGCUGCUGAAGUUUGGAACCACGGAACACUGCGACAUGGAGGACCUGUUAGAGACCAUGGAGGAGGAGAUUCUCAGGCUGGCUCCGCCCCUGUCGCAAAAACGGCCCUACGAGGAACAGGAAAUGACACUGCAGAUCACAGACCACCUCUGGGUGCAGCUGGACAAAGAUGGUGUGGUGAUGGACAGGGCAGCCAUGACGAGGAUCUACUGCCUGGCGUUCCUCAACGGACCAGGGGAGUGCUUCCUGGCUCUCAACGACCUGGGGCUCCUCCGCUUCGACGCCAGCUACGGCUCUGGCUCUGAGGAGGACGACCUCCUGGAGGGCUGGAUGGAGAUCAGUGACUGCCACUUCCACAAGUGCAUCAAUGGCUUGGAGUUCCACAGGUCCCGGCUGCUCAAGUUCUCUCCUCCGGACGCCUGUAGAGUAGAGCUGAUGCGCUACAAGACGUUAGCCCUGGGAUGUACAGAGUUACCGUUCUCCGUCAAAGCCGUGGUGACUGUCCAAGGGGCCUACGUGGAACUCCAAGCCUUUCUCAACAUGUCAGCCGCCUUCCCGUCAUUUACCGGAGUGUCGGAGACUGAACCGCUCUGCGAGAAUGUUCUGAUCCGUGUGCCGGUACCGGCGGACUGGGUCAAGGUGUCGCGCACUGUGACGUUGCUACGACGGAAGUCACUGACAGCCAGGAUGAACCGGAACGUGUGUCUGGGGUUGGUCAGUGCUGUGGAGUCACAGCCGGUCAUGCAGGUUACUGUGGGGACAGUCAAGUAUGAGAAUGUGUACUCAGCCAUGGUGUGGAGGAUUGACAGACUGCCUGCUAAGAACAUGGCAGUAGAAACUCCCCAAACCUUCUCCUGUAAGUUAGAGCUCGGUUCGGAUCAGGAGAUCCCCACUGACUGGUAUCCGUUUGUCACGAUGGAGUGUGAGAUGGUGGGGGCCGUGGUCUCACAGACCAGAGUGACGUCACUGGGCACAGACAGUGACGUUCAGCCUCAGAAACAUGUCACCAGUAGGACCCACUAUCAUUGUCAGCCGAAGCUCUACCUGUCCAUCAUAGAUGAUGUGAUUGAGAGCAUGCGGGAGCUGUUUCUGGAUGAAGGACUGGAGGACCGUGUCCUUGAUGACCUGAGGCAGCUCUGGGAGUCAAAGAUUCUGCAAUCCAAAGCAGUGGAUGGAUUGGCCCUCAUGAAGAACACCAUCAGCUCAUCCAACUUUGUGCUGCAGCUCCCUCCAAACUAUGGACAUACUUUUACAAAACCUGCAGGUACCUCUAUGGUGAUCCCUGCAGGUCAACACAUCCAGAGUUUCACAGCUAAGAACAGCGGUGGGACACUGGCCACCUUCUCUCUUCCUCCCGGGAUGACCUACCCAGUCCAGAUCCCUGCAGGGGUCACACUGCAGACGGCCUCUGGCCAGCUUUAUAAGGUCAAUGUCCCAGUGAUGGUGACCCAGGCUCCAGCCAGCCAUCCCCAGCCCCAGCCCCAGCCCCAGCCCCAGCCCCAGCCCAGGCAAGGGGUGCCUGUAGUGGAGUGGAGAGAUCCCAGCUCAGCUUCCCAGCAGUCAGCCACAGUGGUCCCUUCUACUGUCCUGAAGAACAUGGCCCUUCCGAAGACCGAACCGUUCUCCCCACGGCCUGUGGCCCCUCCCAGAGCUGUACCUCAGACCGAACCGUUCUCCCCACGGCCUGUGGCCCCUCCCAGAGCUGUACCUCAGACCGAACCGUUCUCCCCACGGCCUGUGGCCCCUCCCAGAGCUGUACCUCAGACCGAACCGUUCUCCCCACGGCCUGUGGCCCCUCCCAGAGCUGUACCCCAGACCACAGAGCAGAAGAACCUGAUGCCUCCGGUCCAGCCACCUAAUGAGAAGCCUGUGCUUCCUCAACCUGUGGUCCAGCCCACAGUUCAGGAGAAUCAUCUCCUUCAGCAGCCACAGGUUCCUUCAGCUCAGGCAAUCUUUUCUGUGCAGACUCCAGUGUCCUUCCUGUCCCAACCGCCAUCUCACCCCCAAGAGAGCCCCUUCGACAGUGGUGAUUUCACUCUGGAUGGGAUUGAUUUCGACAGUCCACAGCCAGUAGACAUGAGCCUGUCCUCGUCCCUGUCCUGCGGUUCCGCCCACAUGCCAAGCCUUCAGGUCAAGAUGGAGACGACCCUGUCUGAAGGGUCAGAGUUUAUGGGUCAGGGGUCAGAGUUCGAGGCCAGCGAGGUGGGGGUAGAGGAGAUUGUGAAACAGGAGGAUCAUGGAGGAGCGGUGGCUGAUAUGACAACCCACUUGGAGGGUCUACCUGUGGAUGCUACCAAGCUGGAGAUGGCCCUGCUGAAAGACUACAACUACAGCGAUGCUCUGGCAGACAUCAUCCAGCUGGACGGGCCUGCGGACAGCAGCUCUGACGUGGAGGAGGUGGAGGAGUUGGAAGGAGGUGCGAUGGGAGAGAAUGAGUUCCUAGGCAUGAUGACUGCUGAGGCCCUACAGGAGGCAGAGGGCAGCAGUGAUGAUGGCAACUCCAGCUCCAGUGGCGACAGUGUGGGGAUGGAUGAAAUCACAGUGGAAGAGGAUCCUUUAAACUCUGGGGAUGACGUGAGUGAGCAGGACAUUCCUGAUCUCUUUGACACUGACAAUGUGAUAGUGUGUCAGUAUGAUAAGAUUCACCGCAGUAAGAACCGGUGGAAGUUCUAUCUGAAGGAUGGGGUGAUGUGUUACGGAGGAAAGGACUAUGUCUUCUCUAAGGCUGUCGGGGAGGCAGAGUGGUGACUGGGUUUGUUAUGUUCCAAUGUCCAUACUAGAAUAGUUCACUGAGUCAAAGACGAGUUUUAUACAAUACCUCUUGGGAUGCAAUGACAAUACUUUUUAAGUAGCAUGCUAGUGUGAAUAUUGGAACAGAAUCUUGGUCUGUAUUUCACCCAUGCAGAUACAGCCUUGACUUGUAGUCAUAAAUGUGUCCAACGAGGCAAAUAAAACAUGAAUAUAUUGUGAGAAUAAUAUCAUUUGAAGUUAAUGGGGGAAACCACAGUUGUUCACUGAGCUAGAAAAAACAAGUUUGAAUCUAUACAGGCUUCUAAUGUGAAGACAAAUGUCUGGAUGAGAAGUAAUGUUUCCGUCCCACAUAGCAACCUAUUCCCUAUAUAGUGCACUAUUUUUGACCAGCCACCACAGUGCAGUAAGGGCUUUUUGAAUUGUUCAUUUCGUUUAUGUAACUAUUUAUUUAUAUUUUUGUAUUUAUGUUGUUUAAUGCCAUUAAAGGAGCACUGAGCACAAGUAGGUCCAAAUGGAGCUUAGUAAUUUGUAAUGAUGCUCUGUUUGUUUAUGUACCAAAUUCAUUCAUUUUAAGAUGUCCGUAAUGUGACUUUCUGUUCUCAGCAAUGAUAUAAAAUCUAUUUUUUUGGUUUAUUUUGGAGCAAAACAAUGGUCUGAAAUGUAAACUCAAAUAACUAAUUCUGUUUUCACUGCCAAUGAAAUAUAAGCAUUAAAAUGAA
Molecule: messenger RNA, 4961 nt
Organism: Coregonus clupeaformis (lake whitefish)
Lineage: Eukaryota; Metazoa; Chordata; Actinopteri; Salmoniformes; Salmonidae
Product: stonin-1
Exons: 17
Coding region: 253-4239 (1328 amino acids)
Biological process (GO): transcription initiation at RNA polymerase II promoter; synaptic vesicle endocytosis; clathrin-dependent endocytosis
Cellular component (GO): transcription factor TFIIA complex; synaptic vesicle; AP-2 adaptor complex
Molecular function (GO): clathrin-cargo adaptor activity
Source: RefSeq, a predicted model, not a curated record